AUGACAUUUCACAAGAUUCAAGACAACAAUGAAAAACUAACGAUCAGUUCAAAAUCAGUUCAACAAUCAUCAUCUGACUCCGUUUUGGGUGCAUCUAUUCGUAUUGAUGAAGUGAUGAGCUAUCUUAACGAAUUUCAGCGUAUUGCUACUGCUUAUAAUGGAACUCGAGCAGUCAAUACACCUGGAUUUAAUGCAACAUUCGACUAUAUUAACAACUAUCUAACUGCUAAUACGAAUUAUAAAAUAACAAAGACUUUUUUCUUCUUGAAAGAUUUUGCACUUGCAAGUAAUCCGAUAUUAAUUUCAUCGAUUAAUGGUAUCAAAAAAAACUAUACUUAUUCAACCAAUCCUUCCAGUGCUGAAUUUUAUCAUGUUAAAUAUUCAACAUCGACUAAUUUUUCCAACAAUAUUCAACUUACAGUUAUCCCAAAUGUAGGCUGUUCAGAUGAUGAUUGGCAAAAAGCGAUUCCACCUCCUCAAGGUCGAGUAGCACUUGUCAAACGUGGAAUAUGUGCAUUUCGAGACAAAGCUAUACUUGCUACUAAAUAUAAUGUAGCUGCACUUUUGCUAUAUAAUGACGGUACAUCACCUAAUCAUGUUGCACCAUUGGAAGUUAAUCUUGCUCAAGAUAAUGCUAUACCUGCUCUCUUUCUUUCGUUUACUAUUGGUCAAGCUCUUGUGAAUGCAGCUCAAAAUUCGUCAACAAAUACUACUGUACAGUUAGUUAUUAAUGUGAAAGAUCUGCCUAACUUUCCUGUAGGAAAUAUUUGUGCUGAUACUCCAACAGGUAAUGUUGCACAGACUAUCGUCAUUGGUAGUCAUAGUGAUAGUGUAGCAAAUGGACCAGGUAUCAAUGAUAAUGGUAGUGGUAGUGCAGCUAAUCUAGCUCUAGCUGUUGCUCUUGCUCGUCUUUUUCGAACAUCAACAUAUCCCAAAUAUAAAUAUCGAGUACGAUUUUGUUGGUGGGGUGCUGAAGAACUAGGUCUUGUUGGUUCAGAUUUUCAUGUCAAACAAGCGAAAAAUUCAUCUAUUAUUGGUGAACGUCUUCAAGAUUAUCUAAUUAAUCUUAACUAUGAUACAAUUGGUUCACCUAAUUAUAUGUUUGGUAUUUAUAAUGGUCGUGCAGCUAAAAAUGAUACACCAUUACAAGCACUUCCUGGUAGUACAAAAAUUACAGAUUUAUUUCAAAAUUGGUUUAUUCAACAGAACUUACCAUGGGAUUAUAGAGAUUUGGAUGGUCGAAGUGAUUAUGCUCCAUUUUUAGCUGAAGGUAUCGUUGCAUGUGGAUUGUCUGCGGGUACGGAUGGUAUCAAAACACAAAAACAACGUGAUCGAUAUGAUCAAAUGCUUGGUCAAGGUUUGGGAGGUAUUGCGGGUAUUAUGUAUGAUCCUUGUUAUCAUCAAAUUUGUGAUUCGAUACAAAAUAUCAAUUUGUUUGGUUAUGAGAAGAUGGUACAAGCAGCUGCUUAUGUUUUAGAAUUCCUAGGUCGAGAAGAUGAUUUAAAAACAUGGUUAUAUCCAUCUAUUGAAAUUCAACGCUUCACUGGUCGAUCACACAAAUCAUCACGGCUCGAGUACAAUUCGAUUAACGAAUAUUUUGGAUUGCCUUAUUAUUGA
This is a messenger RNA of Rotaria sordida, 1617 nucleotides long. NCBI's taxonomy places the organism in Eukaryota, Metazoa, Rotifera, Eurotatoria, Philodinida, Philodinidae. The record is from the annotation of a GenBank genome assembly.